Adineta ricciae is the source of this 1200-nucleotide messenger RNA. Lineage: Eukaryota; Metazoa; Rotifera; Eurotatoria; Adinetida; Adinetidae. The record is from the annotation of a GenBank genome assembly.
AUGGCACGUAAAUUUUCAUGGACGUAUCCUUUACGAACGAAGGAAGCGGAACCGGUUGCUGAAAAAUUACUAGAGCAAUUCUAUUCUUUUGGCCCUCCGCGUAUUCUUCAAUCGGACAAUGGCGAAGAGUUCGUAGCGAAAGGGAUAAAAGACUUGAAAAAUACUUGGGUAGAUUUAGUCAUAAUCAACGCGAGAGCUCGCCAUCCAGAGACCCAAGGACUUAUUGAGCGCGGUAACCAAACGCUCGAGGUGGCUUUGGGAAAGUGGUUGAAGGGUUUAGGUCCUGUAACGCACGGGAUUAACACCAGCACUACUCAUACCACGAAAAAAACUCCAUACGAAGUUGUUUUUGGACAGCUUCCACGAUCCGAUUUCGAAAUGUGGAAAAAGUUGUCUGUUCAAUCUACGAAUAGUCCAAUUACAACUGGAGUGACACAUAAUCCUAGCAGGGACUGUCUGACAAACAACUCUCAUUCAAAUGAUGAAACGCCUCAACUUCAACCACCAGAAACAGAUUCGUGUUCGGUCAGUACUGCUGCUAGUUCUGCUCUUAAUGCUAUAGUCGCGACAGUGUGUUGUGAAUCAAUUCAUUCGCAUUCUGAUUCCGACAGCUAUGGAACUGUUGAAGAUGUUUGCUUUGUGAUUAACGAAAAUGGUACUCAAGUUCCGGAUACGCAUAUAGAUGACAACAGACAUAAACGAAUUCGAGGUGCAGCAGAAGCUGAUUAUAUGAAAGCGAUUGCCAAGCGACAAAAGAUCUAUGAUGAAGCCAUGAAACAAAAACAGUAUCAGAAAGGAGAUCUCGUUGGCCUCAAAAUUGAUCGUGUGGAUCGAACGAAUACAACGCCAAAAAUUCUUCCCUGCAAAGUUGUGUCAAUUCGUUGCUCUUCUAAUAAUGAUCUGUUGUAUCACUUAUGCACGUUGCGGGGCGUUCUAUCAAUAUCUUAUGGUGUUCAAGAUCUAUUGGAUUUAGAUAAAUGUUAUUUUGCAGGCUUACGUGCUGUGGAACCAACGACGUUACCGACGAUGACAUUCAUUCAAGCAUGUAAAAAAUAUAUUUCAGUUGGUGCGCUUAAUCUUGUAGAAGCGUGCAACUGUUCAGAAAAAUGUUCCACAAAAGCUUGCCCGUGUAAGAUUAAAGAUGUCAAGUAUUGCACGAAGUGUCAUCCGGGGAAAAAAGAUUCCUGUGCUAAUGUUUGA